AUGGAGCUAAAUACAAAAGCUCAUUAUACUCUGAGAUGUGCUUUGUCCAACAAUGAGUAUAACAAGAUCUGUAGACUAAAGACAACCAAAGAGAUCUGGGACUCACUGAACAUCAAUUAUGAAGGGACAAAAGAUGUUCAAUUAAGAAAAAUUGUCACACUAACAAGGCAUUAUGAGAGCUUCCCCAUGAAAGAAGGAGAACAUGUGGAUGAUAUGUUUAGAAGACUUCAAGUGCUUCUAAAUGAUCUUGAAGCUCUAAGGCACACCUUCACCAAAGCUCGGAUAAAUCUGAAGAUCCUAGAUAGCUUUCCCAAGGCCUUCAAGCAUCGAUUCAACCCUGAACUCAAGAAAAACCUUAUUCCCUUUGGUAUGUUGUUCACUCAGAUUAUAAGGAAUGUUGGAGUUAAUGUGUUUGGGAUAGCACCGUCUGCUGGAGCCUUUUAG
Molecule: messenger RNA, 444 nt
Organism: Glycine soja
Lineage: Eukaryota; Viridiplantae; Streptophyta; Magnoliopsida; Fabales; Fabaceae
Exons: 2
Coding region: 1-444 (147 amino acids)
Source: RefSeq, a predicted model, not a curated record